UGUUCAUAAAAGAUGGUUCGAAGAAAAAUAAUUCAACCGGAUAUGCAUUCAACAUAUCAUUUGGAGCCUGGACAAACGUUAGAAAAUACUAAAAUAUCCGAGAGGAAACUGGCAUUGAUAGCCUCUGAAAGCGCUUUUCAACGCUUCGUUGAUUACGUUAAUCAGCCGCAAAGAUUGGCUGAAGAAAGGGAAGUAGCAGCAGCGAAAUUGAAUGCUAUUAAGAAGGCAACUUAUGAAAUGUCCAAGACAUGGGACAAUACUAUAGAGAAUAUCAAAAAGAGAAGAAAGGAAGAACUGUUGUCGAAAAGUCGAAAAGCUGAAGCAGAAAGAAUACAAUUUGUUAAAGACAUGUCAAUAAAGAAUGAAGCUAAACGUGCAGAAGUAGUACGACAAGCACGAAUGUUACUUCUAUACAAACAACCACAGUGCAGACGGAUCAAUGGAGCAUUGCUCGCAUCGGAGUGUCUCAGAGAAUUAAACGCUCAAGUUGACUUUCGAAAGACUAUUAAGGAAUUAGAUGAUCAACGAGAAGCUGAAUACAUAGAGCACAUUAAAAAUGAUGUUGAAAAAUAUAAGCAAGAGGAGAAGGAAAAAGCGGAAGAACGUACGAUGCAAAUGGAAAUUUAUACUAAAAAAUUAAAAACCCAAAUCGAAGAAAAUGCUAAGAUCAAAGAGACAGAAGAAAAUGAAGAAUUAAAGCAAGGAAUACAAGAUCAACGAAACAUGAAUAGAGAUCUGCAACUUAUAAAAGAAUGUCAAGCUGAAGAAGAAUUGAAAAGAAAGAAAGAAAUGCAAAAAGUUUUACAAAAUGCGAUCGAUGAGAAGAGACGUGCCGAGCUUGAAAAUAAACGUGAGGAAAAGUUACAAGAUCUAGCGGUUGACGUAUACAAUAGAUCAAGAUCUCGAAUAAAAAAGAUGAUGAAAGAAAUAGCUAAAAAUCAAAAGCAAUCUCGAGAAGACAGAGCAAAUCUUAUAGGUGAAAAAUUCGCGUCUCUCAUCAGUCGUCGUAACGCCGAGAAAGAAAAAGAGAAUUUCGAAAAAGCAGUCAAUGAAAUAGAAGCAAUCGAAUUGGAAAGACGAAAAAAACAGAAGGAUCACAAGGCUGCGAUAAGAGCUAUUAUAAUCGAAGACAAAUGUCAAGCUGAAGCUGCGAAAAUAAAAGAAAAGAAGGAAGAGAAAGAGAUUCAAACGUGGGAAACAUUGCAGAGAUUUAAAAGAAACGAAUAUAAUAAGCAAGUAGAAUUAGAAGAUCUAAUAGAGAAAAGGAAUAAAAAAAUUAAUUAUGCUAAAGAUUUACAAAAACAUAUGGAAUUACGAAGAGAGGAACGUAAACACGAGAAACAACUCGACGAUGAUUUCAAUGAAAUGAAAGCGGCUAUAGAACAAAUUAACAAAAGAGUAUUGUCUUACAAUCAACAAGUUUUAGAUGAAUCUAAAGGAGUGAGACCGCUUUAUCCCAUUUUGAAAGCGAUCAAGGAAUGUAAUGAGGAAAUGGGUUUGAUAAAACCAAGAAAAAUAAAUAAACCCACUUCACCGAAAAAAGUGAAACAACGAAGAAUUGGAGUUCGUCGCGGUUGUACAAAAAUUGUUCCAGAAACUCAAAUUCAUUAUAUACAUGACUUAUAAAUAUUGAGCAUUGCAUUAAAUUGAAAUCGUUUCUUAACGGUAUAACACGAAGUAAAAUAAAUUAAUUUAUUCGUGUGGUAUAUACAUAAAUACACAUUUUUUAUAAUUAUAAGUUCAAGUGAAAAUACGAAGAUAUAACGCUUGUAAUUGAUCAACACACAGCAUAGUAAUUAUUGUCGUAGGAGCAGCCUUCGUAUAGUAAGCUAAAAAUCCUCGCCACAACGAAAAAAUACCAUUUUGUUUACUAGUAUUUAACAAUACUUUAAUCAUGCCUGGGGGGUUCGAUGGUCCCAUCCAAUUUUGUAUUCUAUUAAAAAUAAUUAUAAGAAUAUGAUAUUAUAAGAUAA
Molecule: messenger RNA, 1973 nt
Organism: Vespula pensylvanica (western yellowjacket)
Lineage: Eukaryota; Metazoa; Arthropoda; Insecta; Hymenoptera; Vespidae
Product: trichohyalin-like
Exons: 9
Coding region: 13-1626 (537 amino acids)
Source: RefSeq, a predicted model, not a curated record